AAUGGGACAAAAUCAGGGCAAGGAGGGGGAGCCAGGGCAGGACAACAGCUCUGCAGGACCAGAGGAAAAGGGACCAAGCCCAGACCCUGGGGGGGCAACCGAGGAAGGAAAUCCAACCAUUGAGACUCAUGGUGUUGGGAGAGAUGAGGAGAAAGCAGCCGGUGGAAGGUUGGAUGGAGGCCCAGGCAGGGAGUUACCAUCACCUACACCAGAGCACAGUUUGGAUUUUCAUGAUAAGGUGUGUGCUCCCACGGAUGGGGGGGUUGUGGAGGGAGGGGAUGGCGAGAAAGUGGGAGGAAGAAAGAGUAGCGAGGAAGGCAGAGCUGAACUGCUGGCUCCACAGCAGCUGAAUGGAAUCACACAGUCUAACAGCUGCCUGCAAGGCACAUGGGAGGCUGGUGAACCUGAUCACGAGAGAAAAGACUUGAAGAGUAUGCUAGAAGACUAUCUUGAACAUCAGGAAAACCUCGGGUGUGACUUUCCUGGUAAAGACAAAGUUGAAAGUGCUCGCAAAGGAGAAAACAAGAGUAAGAAUUGUGCUUCAUAUGUAAAGGACGAAAUGGAGUCUGUUUGUGGAGAUGACGACAAGCUAAAGGAAGGGGACAGAAAACUAGAUUUUGAUGCUGCCUGUGAUAUUAGCCUAACAAAUACAGGGCCUACUUUGGAGAGUCUGGAAAGGAAGGACAUUUCAAAAUCAAGUGGUGGGGACACCAACACCAGCGUUCACUUUACGGUUCAAGACAAAGCUUUGGUCAUUCCCGAAAAUGUAGACUUGAAGACCAGCAUGACUGAAUCACAAAACAAGAGGCUGUUUAACAAGCCCAGCACAUCAAACCCCAUGAUGAACUCACAAACGGAGACAUCAAAGGACAUUACUGAGGCAAUUCAGCAAGUCAAAGAAGGAAUAAGGGAGAAGCCGCCAGAGAAUCCAGAUAAGGUUGUAAAAGAAACCUUAAACGCGGAACAAUCUUCCCCGAAGAACGUCAAAACCCAGGGGCGGUCAAUGAAGGAUGUCUGCGAAGCCAGAGAAAACGUUACAUGGUGUCAGCCAACAGAUGAUGUCAUGAAGACCAGAUUUACUACUUCAUGGCUGGCAGGUGCGGAUUUACAAAAAAAGGCUGUGAGCCUAGAACGAGUGCAGAGCCCAGAGGACCUCAGCCCCUUAGAAGUGGCAUCCAAGUCACCUCAGGGUCACGCUGAGAGCCAUCGACAAAUAUCUGCAGGCGAAUUCACACAGGAUGAGCUUCAGAAAGAAAGGCAAUUUAAUGUGUCAGACUUGGAGAGCCCUAGGACAAAGGAACCUUCACUUGAGAGAUCACCCGCUGGAGGUCAUAAAAACAAAGAUGGCAUAAGAGAGACUGAAGAAAGUGAAAAUCUGGAAUCUGCUUCAAAGGGUCUCUAUCGUUCCCAUGCAAAGAAAACCGAGAUAAAAGAUCUUUCUCUGCGUGGAACAGAAACGGAAGAGGGUUGUUUUGUGACAUCUAAUAUUGCCAGUGUAAGUAUGCUGGGUGAAAACAAUCCCCAGCUACAAAGCUAUGAAGAUGAGAAAUGUAUUACAUUCUCUGAAAACAUUACUGAUUCAUACCCCCCUUCUAAAUCUGAUGUUCAAGUUAUGCAAAAAGAUGAAAAAGAGGAUUCCCCUCUUUCAGCAAAGGCCAAAGUACACAGAGAGAUAAGUCUAGAGUGGUUUCUGGCUGAAACGAGUCCACAUGCAGUGAUACAAACCUUUCCAGAGACGGUGAAGGAUACUACUCAUAGGAUGGAUCCAGAAAGUACAUCUUCUUUAGGUGAACUGAUUGAUGUAGAAGAUGCUACUAAACAGCAGAGAACGGAGGGAGAUGCUAACGCUAACUCGGGCGACUUGACAUCAUCAGAGAGAGACAAGGUCAGCAAGUCUAAUCAGAAUACCAUCAGCGCAAAAACGGAUGUGUGUAAGGAAACAUCUGCAAAUAGUUCCAUCUCUGAGCUCAUUGCUGGUCCUGAGACAGCUUCAAGUCCCAUAGAUGACAGGCUAGGCAUGGACAAGAAAACAGAAGUCACUCUGUCUGGUUCUUCUCAACUCCAAGAGCAAUGUUUUUUGAACAUUUUAACAAAUGCACCAACCCAUUCCGUUUUAAACCAGACAGAUGUAUAUGAUCAGGUCCAGGAUGGUUGUAUUGCAGGAACUGCAUUAGCAGACAGCACAGCAAACGCAUCUGCUGCACAAGAUGUGCUACAUUCCUCCUCCAUGUGCAACCUAAUAAGUAUGCAAGCUAACGAGAAACAAGAUAAAGAGCAGAACAAGCUGUCGACACAAGCAAAUUUUCAUGUGUUAGAGGAGAAACGUUUAAGCCAGCUGGACCAAAAGCUUGCAAUAGAAAGCAACCUGACCACCAUCAUGGAAACGCCACAGGGUGCACAGAAAAGACAUGUUUCAGAUAUGAUAAAGGAAACUAUUGAGUUGCAGAAGAAGAUGAAGGAGUGGACCAAGCCAGCUGAUGUCCGGGUUGAUCUGACCUUAGACCCAACACAGUCUGUGAAAGUUUCACAGAUGAAAGCAGCAUUUGAUCCACCAAAGAAAUCACCUGACAAAGCACUAGAGAGAAAACCUUCAGUGAGAAAAGAUAUGUUCAGACGGGUUGUACGACAGAGUAAGUUCCGGCAUGUGUUCGGCCAGGCGGUGAAGAAUGACCAGUGCUACGAUGACAUCAGGGUGUCCCGGGUCACGUGGGACAGCGCCUUCUGCGCGGUUAACCCCAAAUUUGUUGCCAUAAUCGUGGAUGCUAGUGGAGGUGGCGCAUUUAUGGUUUUACCUCUUCAUAAGUCGGGCCGUAUAGAUAAAGCCUACCCUACAGUAUGUGGCCACACUGGCCCUGUUCUGGACAUUGAUUGGUGCCCUCACAAUGACCAGGUCAUCGCUAGUGGAUCUGAAGACUGCACCGUGAUGGUGUGGCAGAUCCCAGAGAAUGGUUUGGUGACCUCCAUGUCCGAGCCAGUGGUGGUGCUGGAGGGUCAUUCUAAAAGAGUGGGAAUCAUUACCUGGCAUCCAACCGCCCGCAACGUCCUCCUCAGUGCAGGCUGUGAUAAUGUGAUUUUCAUCUGGAAUGUGGGCACGGGAGAGUCCAUGAUCACCCUGGAGGAUAUGCACCCUGACAUCAUCUUUAGUGCCUGCUGGAACCGCAAUGGCAGUCUCAUCUGCACUGCCUGCAAGGACAAGAAAGUCCGUGUCAUCGACCCACGGAAGGAGGAGAUCAUUGCGGAGAAGGACAAGGCCCAUGAGGGCGCCAGGCCCAUGAGAGCUAUUUUCUUGUCUGACGGCAAAGUGUUCACCACUGGUUUUAGCCGCAUGAGCGAGAGACAGCUCGCCCUCUGGGAUCCGGAAAAUAUGGAGGAGGCGGUCUCUGUCCAUGAGAUGGACACCAGUAACGGAGUCCUCCUGCCCUUCUAUGAUCCCGAUACUAAUGUGGUCUACCUGUGUGGAAAGGGUGACAGCAGCAUCCGUUACUUUGAGAUCACGGACGAAGCUCCCUUUGUCCAUUACCUCAACACCUUUACCACUAAGGAGCCUCAGAGGGGCAUGGGAUACAUGCCCAAGAGAGGGCUGGACGUCAACAAGUGUGAGAUUGCAAGGUUUUACAAACUGCAUGAGAGAAAGUGUGAGCCUAUCAUCAUGACUGUGCCAAGAAAAUCGGACCUGUUCCAGGAUGACCUUUACCCUGACACGGCAGGUCCAGAAGCCCCCCUGGAGGCCGAGGAAUGGUUUGAAGGGAAGAAUGGUGACCCUGUCCUGAUAUCCCUGAAACAUGGAUACAUCCCAGGCAAGAACCGUGAUCUCAAAGUGGUCAAGAAGAACGUCCUAGACAACAAGAUGAGCAAGAAUACAGAGAAUACCGCCCCUGCCAUCAAGACUGCCACCUCCACGCCAUCUAUCAAAAGUGAAGCUAAGCUGGAUGAGGUUUUGAAAGAAAUCAAAUCUCUCAGAGAGCUGGUCAGCAGUCAGGAAAAAAGAAUUGCCAAACUUGAGGAGCAGUUGUCUAAAAUGGACAUCUAAAAGGACCCUGUAAUCCCUUCCCCUUCUUCUAUUCAGGAUAUCCCAUUGGCCAGGUGGGCGGGACCCGUCACUGCCAAUCACCAUGACAGCGUUCCGUCUGAAGCCUGCCUUGCAAAGACUCCAACCAACAUUCCAAGAUGAUCAAUUAUUCCUUUUGCAAUCCCCAAAACCUGUUUACACCUCAUAGCCAUUUGGAAAAAUAUAAACGCCUUCAGUUUAUUUCUAAAUUUGACCCGUUUAGCUUUUACUCCAAAUCUCACUCCAAAUCUUUCUGCAAUGGCUGUGUUUUAUCUGGUUUUCUUGAAUGGUCUUAGUUGUUUUUGUUUUUCUUAUUAAAAAUUGUGACCAAGAAGCUUGCAUUAUGAUGCAGUUACAUGAACUUGAUGAGCUCAAAGUUUGAAGUAGCCAUCAGUAUUGCAGUUCCUCUCUCGCCCUUCUGAGUUGCCAAAUUUAUCGAGGAGUUAUGCACCUCCCUGACAGUAUUUGACUAGCUUUUCAUUUUGUACUUAUAAGGGACAAAGCAAUAUGCUAGUAAUGCAAGGAGAGGAAAUCAUUGGAACCAUUUGUCAAUGUUAAAGGUGUCUUUCUAAAGAAUAAAAAAAUAAAGAUUUUAAUCAACCUGGCAAACAUGUAGAGUUGAAAAAGUUUACAAACCAGUACUGGAAAACAAUACAGGUGCUCUAAAAUAUUCCACUAAAGUUGUUUCUUUGUUAUUCAGGUACCCAUGUAUGUAUUAAGAUAGUAAUUGGUAAAAUAAUCCAAAUGAUUCCGGUUCCGGCGGUUGCCAUGAACACACUAAAUGUGUACUCUUCUCACAACUCCAAAUACUUUCUUGAUGGCAACAGUUGCUCAUCACAAAUGCAAGCAAAUAGUCAGUUUUUCCGAUUUCCACAUAUCUGCACUUUUCUGAAGUGUCUCAUUCUGUUUCCUGAAAGAAGCCAGGAACAGUUCAGGUCUCGCUGCGUAACUGUAGAAAGCCUCGGCUUCAAAACAUGAGGGUAUAAGCUCAGAAAAGAGAAAAAAAAAAAAAUCCCAUAGAUGUUUAUUAGCUUUAGCAGCAAAACUUGUUCAUUACUUUACCGGCUUGAUAGCUUUUACUCUGACUUAGUUCUAGUCAGGCAUUGUUCAGGUCUAAGAAACACACUUAGGUUUGCUUUGCUUUCUCAUUAAUUGAUUCAGAUCUCAUCUAGUUGUGCCAUCCAUACCAUUUCAGAAACCAAGCUUUCAGUUGAAUCUCAGCAGCUUUGUACAUACAUUUGCUGUGCAUUGUAGACCGUGACUACCAGCAAAAGAGGGAGUCAUGAUUGACUUCCUUUUCCUACUAGGUCAUUUUGCGACGCGCUGUUUCUACUGUGCUCUCCUAGCCAAGCAGAACCAAUUCUCUCAAGGGGAGAUUCACAUCUAGAUGAUCCUUUUACAGCCGUAUUACGUUUGCCACAAGUUUGAGGUUUUUUUAUUUAGCUUGGUUAUGUAUUUUUCCAUGCCAAGAUAAGGAGAGGAAACUGUGAUUCUGUUGAUCAGAUUGCUUUGGCUACAACCUUUGUCAGAAUGUUCUCUUGUGGCUUUCAUUUUGACACGUCUUGCGUAUCUCAUUUCUGUUUGCAUCACUACCUAGUGCCUCUUUCAUAGGUUAUGAAAAGCACCUUCCCUCUUCCACAUGCUUUUUAGUCUAAAAUAGCCUCCACCUUCUCACCUCAGAACCAUUGCCCAACCUGCAAGUACUUCAUUUAAAACGAGGCUUCAGAUCUUACAGAAACAACUCAAUACCUCUGUCAUUUGCUCGCUUUCGCUCUCUCUUUUUGGGUGAACUUUUAAAGUGAAGGGUUUGAAAACGUAGGGACCGUGCUUAUGGAUACAGAUGUGCCAAGCUGGAUCACAUUCAGGAUGUGUGAUGGAUUGAGUGUUUAAGUGGCCUCAGGAGGCAUCUGUGAUGCAGCCACGAGUGUGUGGUUUCAAAGGAGUGAAUGAAUGAAGCAAAAAGGGAUUUAUGUAGGUUGAAAAGAUAAUGCGGGAAGAAGGCUGUAUGGAAGUGAUUUAUUUUGAUGCGUUGUAUAUAUGUUUUUUAGUUUUCCUUUUCAUUUUUUCUUUGGCUGUAGGAAGGUGUUUGUCCAUCAUUUGGAGAUGAUUUUAAGGAUAUUCCCCCAUUACCCGUUCAUCAUUAUGCACACUGUGAGCCUUUUAUGUUUCCAAUGAUAAAAAUCGAAUGGAAGGAUAUCUAGAAAUUCAAUUUUGUGCAUAACUGUUCCAUUUUUGUUCAUCCAUCUGCUUCAAGUAUAAAGAGUCUUACUGAUUACGAGGAAAAUAAAAAAUAAAUAAACUGAAAUGUU
Molecule: messenger RNA, 6357 nt
Organism: Megalobrama amblycephala (Wuchang bream)
Lineage: Eukaryota; Metazoa; Chordata; Actinopteri; Cypriniformes; Xenocyprididae
Gene: coro1ca
Product: coronin, actin binding protein, 1Ca
Exons: 11
Coding region: 2-4030 (1342 amino acids)
Biological process (GO): neural crest cell migration; actin filament organization
Molecular function (GO): actin filament binding
Source: RefSeq, a predicted model, not a curated record